Messenger RNA from Morus notabilis, 3175 nucleotides. RefSeq names its product septin and tuftelin-interacting protein 1 homolog 1. Gene Ontology annotation, biological process: spliceosomal complex disassembly. NCBI's taxonomy places the organism in Eukaryota, Viridiplantae, Streptophyta, Magnoliopsida, Rosales, Moraceae. The transcript is spliced from 3 exons. Gene Ontology annotation, molecular function: nucleic acid binding. Bases 181 to 2745 code for a protein of 854 amino acids. Gene Ontology annotation, cellular component: U2-type post-mRNA release spliceosomal complex. The record is from RefSeq and is a predicted model, not a curated record.
UUCUUUUGAGAUUUUAUUUUCCCACCAAAUUUCCCAAUUCUGAAAACGCAAACCCUAACUCUCUCAGGUCACUUUCUUCUGUCAAUCCGCCGUGCUUCCGCCGUGAGUCUGCCUCCGACGGCUCGUGCUCAACCAGUGUUGCGACAUUGAAGGCCACCGGUCUUUGGCGGGCUUAAGCAAAUGGAUGAUUACCAAGAACUGGAGAGAUUUGGGAUGGACAAGGACUUUGAGGAUGGCCAGUGGAUUGGUGGGGAGUUCUACUACAGCAAGCGCAAGGAGAAGCCCCUCCAGACCAAAGACGACGUGCUCUACGGCGUGUUCGCCGAAGACGAAGAAGACGAUGACUAUGGCCACCCUUCGUCUUCCUCUAGAAAGCGCCGCAAGGACCACCGCGAGGCUGACCUCAGCAAGCCUGUGAAUUUUGUGUCGACUGGCAUCGUCAUGCCCACCCAGGAGAUUGACAACCACUCCAAGAGAAAUUACGAUGGGCCUCCCGGCCUUGGUUUUGGGUCUUCUGCUUCUGCUGCUGCUUUAGACAAGGAAAACGACAGCGACUCUGUUGAAGCUGAAGCUGCGGCUGAGGCUGAAAUUGAAGAGGAGUUCUUGCCCACUGCCUUUGGGAAGAAGAUAAUUGAAGGAGCUCAGAAAAGAGAGAAGGAAAAGCAAAGGCUUAAACUGGAGAACAAGUCUCAGUCCCAAGGAGGAGGGAGACGUCAAUCUGAUUCCGGGGCCGCCGUCGGGGGUUUUGAGAAACACACGAAAGGUAUUGGGAUGAAGCUGCUUGAGAAGAUGGGAUACAAAGGAGGGGGUCUUGGAAAGAACGCGCAAGGGAUUGUUGCUCCCAUCGAAGCAAAGUUGAGGCCCAAGAAUAUGGGAAUGGGCUAUAAUGAUUAUAAGGAGGCUGAAAAGUUGCCAGAGCUGGAAGAAAAACAAAAAGCGUCCAAGGCUUUGCUUGAAUUGGGGGGAAGAGCGAAGAAGGAGAAGCUUUGGUCAAAGCGAGCACUGCCUGAGCAAAAAAAUAGGCAAGAUUACAUGACGGCCGAGGAAUUGUUGGCUAAGAAGCAGGAGCAGAGUGGUGGUAGUGAGGUUGUUGUUCAAAAGGUGUUCGAUAUGCGGGGUCCCCAAGUUCGGGUCUUGACUAACUUAGAGAGUCUGAAUGCCGAGGAGAAAGCCAAAGAAGAGGACAUUCCAAUGCCAGAGCUUCAGCAUAACAUUAGGUUAAUCAUGGAUUUGGCCGAACUUGAUAUUCAAAAGAUUGAUAGGGAUUUGAGAAAUGAGAAAGAUACUGCAAUUAGGUUGAAAGAUGAGAAGGAUAGAUUGGAUAUCAAGGUGGCAAGACAGAAGCAGCAAUUGGAUAGGUUCGAGGAAAUCAGGGGUAUACUGGACCGAGUACGAGAAGAGAAUUCAAUGGGAAUCUUAACGUUGGAAAGGCUUUUAAAGUGCUUCACUGACUUGCAAAGGAGGUUUUCUGAAGACUAUAAGUUGUGCAACUUGUCAUGUAUUGCCUGCUCGUUUGCUUUGCCUUUGUUUAUCAGGGUGUUUCAAGGUUGGGAUCCUCUUCGAAACCCGUCUCACGGGUUAGAGGUGGUAUCUUCUUGGAAGGCUUUGCUUCAAGAAGAGGAAUCCUCGGAUAUCUGGGACUCAACUUCUGCUUAUUCUCAGUUGGUUUUUGAGGUUGUGGUGCCCGCAGUAAGAAUAUCUGGUGUUAAUACUUGGCAAGCCAGGGACCCUGAACCGAUGCUCAAAUUUUUGGAUUAUUGGGAAAAGUUGCUGCCCUCCUCAGUUCUUGAUAGAAUACUAGAUGACAUAGUCUUGCCAAAAUUAAAGAAUGCCGUAGACUCAUGGGAGCCGCACCGAGAGACUGUUCCUAUCCAUGUCUGGGUGCACCCGUGGCUACCUCUGCUGGGACACAAGUUGGAGGAUGUAUAUCAGACAAUACGCUCCAAGUUGAGCAAUAUUCUUGGUGCUUGGCACCCUAGUGAUGGCUCUGCAUUUACUAUACUCUCGCCUUGGAAGGCUGUGUUUGACUCGGCCAGUUGGGAACAACUGAUGCGAAGAUUCAUAGUUCCCAAACUGCAGCUUGUCUUGCAAGAGUUUCAGGUGAACCCGGCAAAGCAGAACCUUGAUCAGUUUUAUUGGGUCACAAGUUGGGCUCCUGUUAUACCGGUCCAUCUUAUGGUCGAUAUGAUGGAGAAAUUUUUCUUCCCUAAGUGGCUGCAGGUUUUGUAUCACUGGUUAUGUGCAAACCCCAACUUUGAAGAGGUUACAAAGUGGUUUUUGGGUUGGAAAGAUCUUCUUCCUAAGGAGCUUCUAGCGAAUGAAAACAUUCGCAAUCAGCUCAACUGUGGUCUUGACAUGAUGAAUCGAGCAGUCGAAGGCAUGGAGGUAGUCCAACCUGGCUUAAAAGAGAAUCUCAGCUACCUUAGAGCUCUUGAGCAAAGACAGUUUGAGGCCCAGCAAAAAGCGGCGGUGCAAUCUCAACAAGCUACUGCAAGCAAUAUGGAAGGCCCAGAGUUGAGCAUCAAAGAAGUUGUCGAGGCCUAUGCGCAACAGCAUAACGUGCUUUUUAAGCCAAAACCCGGGAGGAUGCACAAUGGCCACCAGAUUUAUGGCUUUGGUAAUGUUAGUAUUAUAGUGGAUUCUCUAAAUCAAAGAAUAUAUGCCCAGACCGGGGAAGCUUGGUCCAUGGUAUCGCUCGAAGGGUUGCUUGAUGUGCAUAAUAGUUCUCUUUCAAGGAGACGCUAAGACUCGAGAUGGUCUUUGGUGUUAAUUGGAUGCAUGCAAAGCAUAGCAAAUUGUGGCCGAGAUGAGCUGUUUAACAAGUUCUUUUCUGCUGGAAACUGGUUGUGCAAGUUUUGUAAAGAGAGAAAUAAGAUGUCAAAUUGUAACAUGGUACAUUCAAUUGAUGUCCUGUUUGUUGUUUUUACUCUUUAUUAUUAUUAUUAUUGUUGUUGUUUUUUACUUUUUAUUUACAAUACUUUUGUCAGUCAGAUUAGAUGCACAAGUAGCAUAGCAGUCGUAAGAGCUGAGACUAGUUUUUUUUAGCACAGGGGAGCUCCACAAACGACACGUCGAUUCUUUGAAGUUACUAAUUUACCAAUGUUGUCAUGAGAAAUUUUUCUGGUUGUAUAAUGUCGUUACGCUUGCUUAGUAUUUGUGUCCAGUAAAUAUAAAC